Messenger RNA from Spirodela intermedia, 1554 nucleotides. NCBI's taxonomy places the organism in Eukaryota, Viridiplantae, Streptophyta, Magnoliopsida, Alismatales, Araceae. The record is from the annotation of a GenBank genome assembly.
AUGGAAACCCUUGUAAAGCUGACCGUGGGAUACCCAGAGAUCCUUCUAUCCUUGGGUUGCUUCUUCUUCUUCCUCCUCUUCCGUGGACGGUGGGACGCCCACGCGCUUUGGAACUGGCCUCUGCUGGGCAUGCUUCCAGGGCUCCUUUCCCAGCUCCAUCGCUACUAUGACUGGACCACAGAAACCUUCACCGAGUGCGGUUGCACCUUCCUAUUCAAGGGACCCUGGUUCUCCGGUAUGAAUAUGUUGAUAACCAUCGAUCCGGCCAACGUGAACCACGUCUUCAACAGUAACUUCGCCAAUUAUCCCAAGGGCGACGAGUUCCUAGAAAUCUUUGACAUCCUCGGCGAGGGGAUCUUCAACGCGGACUCCGAUUCCUGGAAGAGUCAGCGGAGGGUGGCGCACAUGCUCAUCAGCGAGCACAGGUUCCGGCGCUUCGUGUCCCAGACGAGCUAUGACAAGGUUGAGAAGGGGCUCGUCCCCCUCCUCGCCCAUGUGGCGGAAAAGGGCACCGUCGUUGACCUGCAGGACGUGUUCCUCCGGCUCACUUUCGAUACCAUCUGUAACCUGAUCUUUGGUGUCGACCCUGGCUGCCUCUCGCCCGGUCUUCCUGCUGUCCCCUUCGCGAAGGCUAUGGACGACGCGGAGGAGGUCAUGUUCUUCCGGCAUUGCGUGCCCAGGAACUGGUGGAAGCUCCUCAGGUGGCUACGGGUUGGAGAAGAGAAGAAGAUGGCGCUUGCGUGGGACGCCAUUGACGACUUUAUAUCCAACCAGAUUGCCCUGAGGAUGGAGAAGGUGAGCAAGAUGAGAGAAGAUAAGGCGGCGGACGAAGAAUUGGCGCCGGACCUUCUGACGUCAUACAUCGGCCGUCGACCACACGUCGGAGACAUGGCUGGUGAUUCGAAGAAGUUCCUGCGAGACACAACGCUGAACCUGAUGCUGGCUGGGAGAGACACCACCGGCGCGGGCCUUGCAUGGUUCUCCUGGUUGGUCUCCCAGCAUCCUGACGUGGAGCAGAAGAUCCUCGACGAGCUGAAGCCGAUCCUGGCGGGUCUUCCAGAGUCCCGCCGGGCUAACCUUGUCGUCUUCGCCGCCGACGACCUCAGCUCGGCUGUGUACCUGCAGGCGGCCCUGUGCGAGUCCCUGAGACUGUUCCCGCCCGUCCCCAUGGAACACAAGAGCGCCGUGAAGGCGGACGUACUUCCCAGCGGCCACAAGGUCGAACCAAAGACAAAGAUACUCUUCAACUUGUACUGCAUGGGAAGGUUGGAGGGCGUCUGGGGGAAGGACUGCUGCGAAUUCAAGCCGGAGCGGUGGAUCUCCGACCGUGGGAGGCUGAAACACGAGCCCUCCUACAAGUUCCUCUCUUUCAACUCUGGGCCGAGGACCUGUCUCGGCAAGGAAAUGGCCAUGACCCAGAUGAAGGUGGUGGCGGCCACCAUGAUCCACAACUUCCGCAUCAAGGCGGUACCCGGCCAUGCGGUGGUUCCCAGUCUCUCCAUCAUCCUCCACAUGAAGAACGGGCUCUUGGUUAACGUCGAGAAGAGGACCUAA